This is a messenger RNA of Parnassius apollo (apollo), 273 nucleotides long. The record is from the annotation of a GenBank genome assembly. NCBI's taxonomy places the organism in Eukaryota, Metazoa, Arthropoda, Insecta, Lepidoptera, Papilionidae.
AUGCUCGGCGAGAAGUACAGGUGUGAGUUUUGUGAGUAUGAAUCAUUCAGCUUCGAAGGUAUGUACAAACACAAGUACAAGCACAAGACCGUGAAGGAUUACCAUUGCCGCUUCUGCAGGAAGUCGUUUUUGAGGAAGACGACCCUGGACCUGCACGAGAGGAUUCACACGGGUGACAGGAGGAAAGUCUGCAAAGAGUGUGGUCAGGCUUUCGUUCAGAAAGCCAGUUUGAACUAUCACAUGACUAAAUACCAUCCCGAAGUGAACUUUUAA